ACAUUCGACCGUACUUCGAUAAGCCAUUCGUGUGUUUUCUGCGGUUCGUUUAAGGUGUCGUGUGUUAAUUUUGUUCAGCUGUUCUUUUUUUCGUAGUUUUCCGGCUUCUGUUAAUUAAUUUGUAUCGUGUAAAUGAACAAUUUUCGCGUUAUUUGUCCUAUAAUCUGUUUAAAUCGAAGCUAAACUCGAACAGGACGUGGUAAUCUUGCAGUUUCGAAGACUACUUUGGAUCACCGAUAUCUCGCUUUGAUCGAGGUAAAGACGUAAAUUUGAAUUUCUUUUCGCGCCUCAUUUGCGGUCUAUGAUGAACGGCGUUAAUGGCUGUAAUGGUCACCAUGAAAAUGGAGAAUCUUUGUCCAACGCUUUCAACGCCAAAGGAUGCUGGACCAUUGGAUUAAUCAACGUCCAGUAUAAAUACCUGACUGCUGAAACGUUCGGCUUCAAGAUCAACGCGAACGGGGCUUCGUUGAAGAAGAAACAAAUCUGGACUCUGGAGCCGGCUCCGGGUGAAGCUAGUGCGAUCUACUUGAAAUCCCAUUUGGAUAAAUACCUGGCCGUCGAUUCCUUCGGUAAUGUUACGUGCGAAUCGGAAGAUAAAGAGGCUGGAUGCAAGUUCGUCAUCUCGGUGGCUGCGGAUAACUCUGGACGUUGGGCUUUGAAGAACAUCGCUCGAGGGUAUUUCUUGGGAGCGUCUUCGGAUAAGUUAACAUGUACGGCCAAAGUACCCGGAAACGCCGAGUACUGGUUGGUGCACUUGGCCGCUCGUCCUCAGGUAAACUUACGAUCAGUCGGACGUAAAAGAUUCGCUCAUUUGUCCGAAAACUUCGACGAAAUUCACGUAGACGCCAACGUACCGUGGGGCGAAGACACCCUCUUCACGUUGGAAUUCCGAGUCGACGACGGAGGCAAAUACGCUCUACAUACGUGCAACAAUAAAUACCUAUCCAGAGAAGGUAAAUUGGUGGACACUUGUAAUCCCAAUUGCCUAUUUUCACUCGAAUAUCACGGAGGUCUUCUCGCCCUGAGGGAUAAAAGCGGAGGUUAUUUGUCGCCUAUUGGAUCGAAAGCAGUGUUGAAAACCAGAUCCCAAAGUGUGACCAAAGAUGAAUUAUUCUCGUUGGAAGAUUCGUUACCUCAAGCUAGUUUUAUCGCCGCACUCAAUUCGAGAUACGUUUCGGUUAAACAAGGUGUCGACGUGACUGCCAACCAAGACGAAAUAUCUGAUCAUGAAACCUUUCAGCUGGAAUUCGACUCGUCCACCAAGAGAUGGUAUAUUCGUACGAUGCAGGAUCGAUAUUGGACUCUGGAAACAGCCGGCGGUAUCCAAGCUGUGGGUGACAAAAGAUCAUCAAAUGCCUUAUUCGAUCUGGUCUGGCAACCGGAUGGAUCGGUUUGUUUUCGAGCCAACAAUGGUAAAUAUGUGGCAACGAAACGUUCCGGACAUUUAUAUGCGAAUAGCGAUACGGUCGAAGAAUCGUGCAAAUACUUCUUUUAUUUAAUUAACAGGCCAAUCCUGGUUUUGAAAAGCGAUCAAGGAUUCGUUGGCUACAAAGCCGGCGCCAAUUUCCAAUUGGAAUGCAAUAAAGCAAGUUACGAAACCAUCCAAGUCGAACGAUCGGACCGAGGAGUGGUAUUUUUCAAAGGUCAAAACGGUAAAUAUUGGCAUUCUUCUAACGAAUCAGUGACCGUCGACUCGGACGUACCGGAAGGUUUCUUCAUCGAAUUACGCGAACCGACUAAAAUUUGCAUCAAAACAGCUAAUCCGAGCGGAGAAUAUCUAAUGGCUGGUAAAAAUGGCUCGUUCCGUUUAGGAGAUUCGAAUUUCCAAACUUCUACGUUAUGGGAAUACUAAAAACCGAGGAGAAAAUUUCUAGGCAUUACAAUACGUUUUUUUCUUCCUUUAUUUUUUUGAAUUUUCCUUUGCAAGUGUUAGCCUAUUUUUUUUCGUAGGUAGUCAAUGUACGUGUAACUUUGAACGAUGAGAUGGGAAUUGCAAAUAUCUUUUUUAUUUUUUACAUCUCCAAUAAUCAAAAUGUGUUUUUUUUCUUCUUCUUUUACGUCGUAGUAUUAGUUAUGGGUGCUAAUUGUUAAAUGCUGCUUAAUUUAUUCGGGAAAAAAAUUUACGAGACGUGCUCAUUGUGUACGUGUAGGUACUAUGAAAAAGGAUACGUGGUUCUUUUUUUCCUAUUUAUGAUACAAAUACAUAGAGAAUGAUGGUUUAUGAAAUGCUUUGUAAACGCAAUUCAAUAUUUAUGUAUAUUAUUUUGAUGAUUUUUUUUUUUUUUAAAUGUACGCUCACACGCGGUAAGACUGGUUUUGAAAUUUUAUACAUUUUUCAUGCUUGGAAACAAUUCAUCGAAAAAUUUUUUUGUUAAUUAGCUUGUAAUUUAUUUUUUAUUUAAUUGUUGAAUUGUUUUAUACGUGUUGUCAUCGCGCAUGUAAUUUAUUAUUAUUGAUUAAUUUUUUUUUAUUUUUUGGUGUUUUCAUCAUCGAAAAAAAAUCAAUCAUUUUUUUUGUUUUAAUUUUUAAAAAAAUUCAUAUAUUUUUUUAUAUUUAUUGCUUUAGUUUUAAAUUAUUAUUUACAAUUUUACAUACCUUUUUAAAGUGAUAUAUUUUUAAUUUCAACAUCAAAACUUUUUACGGUCAUUUUUAAAUUUAUAUAUUUUUAUACUGAUUCGUUGAAAUUGUUUAUUUAUUUUUUUUCCUUUUUAAACCAUAAUAUACUGUUGAGGAAUAUCGCAUUUUAUACUUAAAAAGUCUAUUGUACACCAAAUACAUAUUUUAAAGCUUUUA
This is a messenger RNA of Planococcus citri (citrus mealybug), 2793 nucleotides long. RefSeq names its product fascin domain-containing protein singed (gene singed). Gene Ontology annotation, biological process: establishment or maintenance of cell polarity; actin filament bundle assembly; cell migration. The transcript has 7 exons. The coding region runs from base 302 to 1852 and encodes 516 amino acids. Lineage: Eukaryota; Metazoa; Arthropoda; Insecta; Hemiptera; Pseudococcidae. Gene Ontology annotation, molecular function: protein-macromolecule adaptor activity; actin filament binding. Gene Ontology annotation, cellular component: cytoplasm; actin cytoskeleton. The record is from RefSeq and is a predicted model, not a curated record.